UCUCCGAAUUAUCACAAUGAACGAUAUGUCCCCAGGUAUAUAAGGCGUACUUCCUCGCCAACAGCACCUAUCUGUCCUGAAGGUACACUACCUUUCAAGCUUUACUAUGGCUCCUCUGCUGGUCAUUGUUGUUCUUCAAAUUGUCGUGUUUCGCGGCAUUACUUCCCAGACAGUCUGCAGUGUCGACCAUGAUGCGCCAUGCAAGGCGGCCGUUACGUCCCUCUAUACCAACACUUCAGCCUACUGGUUUGGGACGGCAUAUACGACGGCCUGCCCCGCUGAUUUGCAAAACACCUUGAGGUGUAUGAACGCUAAACCCUCCCGCACUUCCCUCCUUACUCGACUGCUGGGAGACGCCGCCACCGACGCCAACGGUUUCUCAUUCGUCGUCAACGUCACGUACACUACAUCUCCAGGUACAUACGAAGGCUGUGGAAGAAAAGUGACGGUACCAAUGACGACAAAACGUACCUUCACCAUCGACCCUCUCGACGACAACGUGUACAACCCAUUCGACCUGCGUGAGCAGCCGGAAGUGACAUGGGAGGCGGAUGACGAUGCACUUUACACUGUAGUGUUGUAUGACGCCGGUAUUUUCUACACGCAUGCCUUGUACGUCAAUGUCGCAGGGGGACGACUGCAGGGAGGAGAGACAAUCAAGUCUUACUUUGGUCCAGCGAGUCCUGUGGAUCGCACAAACCCUUACGUCUGGAUCGUGUUCAAACAGCCGACGUCUCUGAACGCUGCUGUCGUCACGGCGUUCUUCAACAACCAGACAUCAGCCAAUGGUGGCAGCAUGUACCUCGACAUGAUGGUGUCCCGCUUCAACCUUACAGGUUCGUAUGGCUUGAACGUCGUCAAGGUAACCAAUGACGAAUACGCUGCAGUGCUUGUCCGUGGAAUGAAGUUUCACAACAGAUGCCCUCACUACUAUGGACAAUGGCUAGGCGACUACAUUCAACAGCGAGGGGGCUUGCCGUCACUUACCUAACGCCGUAAAACCCUUUCGACCUCCGUAUAUCACUUGACGUCACGUUCACCGCCUCUCCAAUAACGUAUGAAGCUUGCUGCAAGGAGGGAAGCAAGGGCGCGGUCAACGUGUCUUUGGAUUAUAGGAACUCCGGCACUCUCGAAACCGUGGAGACUCGAAACACCCCGAAUAUUAACCUCGUCCCUACGGAGAUCCUUCAAGCACCUGCGGACACGCUCAAAGGCAAGAAGUACACGCUGAUGAUGUAUGACGCUAACCCUGAACUCAACAUGACCAAACAGAACUCGUAUGUUCAUUGGAUGAUCAUCAACAUCCGGGGUACUAACGUCACUUCCGGUGACGUUGUGUAUGACUGGCUAUUGCCCAUGACUUCAAGAUUGAAUACGCUCUACCUGUUUGCCUUGUUUGAACAGACGACUCCUGUAAACGUUUCCUCCGUUAAAUCAUAUGCUGGAGACGGUUGUCAUGAAUUUGUUUUGAACAGGUGCAAAUUUCAGGCCGGAGAUUUUAUUCGUGAUAACCAACUAUCCCUCGUCGGUUUGAGGUAUCUAAAGAUUGUUCCCGACACCUAUCAACAGUUUAUGUCCUACUCUGUGGCUAAACUCCAAAGCAAGGACGACGCAUGCAAAGACACAUCCGGCUACGCUGAUCCGUGUCCGACUUCCGGUUCAGAGAAAAUGACAUCAUCCGCCAUCUUUGUUUCACUCCUGACAGUGAUGGUAGCAUACAUGACAAAACGGAAAUGAUCACCAUUUGUGUUUGUUAGGCAAUGCGCAACCAGAAAUACGCAGAUUAUUGUUUGAGCCUUACAACACUGCAGAACUGGUAUGCUAUUGUGAUACGGAAGCACUCGGGGUGGGGUGGAUGGUGAUGUCAUGGCGGAAUUACUUCCCUUGUUGUUACUGGAUCCGCUGGAUCGAAUCCAACAGAUUACUUGAUUAAAAUCCUUUGUUAACUUUUCAACAUCACACAGUUGAAACCCAAUAUACAUCUUCACUAUUGUGAAAAGUUUUUGUAAAUAAAUUAUUUUUCUUACA
Messenger RNA from Haliotis rubra (blacklip abalone), 2028 nucleotides. RefSeq lists its product as uncharacterized. The record is from RefSeq and is a predicted model, not a curated record. NCBI's taxonomy places the organism in Eukaryota, Metazoa, Mollusca, Gastropoda, Lepetellida, Haliotidae. The coding region runs from base 107 to 991 and encodes 294 amino acids. The transcript has 9 exons.